Messenger RNA from Sarcophilus harrisii (Tasmanian devil), 995 nucleotides. It is a transcript of the gene IFT43, whose product is annotated as intraflagellar transport 43. Gene Ontology annotation, biological process: intraciliary retrograde transport. Gene Ontology annotation, cellular component: cilium; intraciliary transport particle A. The transcript is spliced from 9 exons. The record is from RefSeq and is a predicted model, not a curated record. NCBI's taxonomy places the organism in Eukaryota, Metazoa, Chordata, Mammalia, Dasyuromorphia, Dasyuridae. Bases 47 to 664 code for a protein of 205 amino acids.
GAUCGGGGCGCCGGGGUUUCCGGAAGUGACGUCAGCAGCCGUGGCGAUGGAGGACGUGUUGGAUCUCAGCGAGGAGAAGCGCCGCGGAUCGGCCUCUUCCGGAGCAAAAAUGGGUCGUCGAGCUCAUCAGGAGUCACCUCAAACAGAGAAUCAGCUUGCCAAGAAAAAUUCUAAUUUGUCUGGAGAGGGUCCCCCACCAAAACCAGCCCGACGGCAAGGAGGAUGGGCAGAUGAUUCUGUGAAAAUCUCAAAGUCAGGAAGAAAGAUUAUUGAAGAAAUAGAAGACCAACGCCUCAGACAACGGAGCAUGGAAGGAUCUGAUGAUGGAGGAGAUAUUCCAGUAAUACCAGAUCUAGAAGAGGUACAGGAAGAAGACUUUGUUCUGAAGGUGGCUGCCCCUCCUAGCAUCCAAGUAAACCGUGUGAUGACUUAUCGUGACUUAGACAAUGACCUGAUGAAGUACGCUGCCUUCCAGACAUUAGAUGGAGAGAUCGAUCUGAAACUUCUCACCAAAGUCCUUGCUCCAGAGCAUGAAGUUCGAGAGGAUGACGUCAGCUGGGACUGGGAUCACCUCUACACCGAAGUGUCUUCAGAGCUUCUCACCGAGUGGGAUCUUGGACAGUCAGAGAAAGAAGAGCCCGUUGGGCAGCCCAAGCACACCUGAACCCUUGGCCGGACUAUAGCCCAUUUCACCCCUGUACAUAAUAAUCACUGUUUUUUUUUUUCAGACAAAAUGCCUGAAACUAAAGAAAGUCAAAUGCUGGCAGGAGCCCAGAUUUUUAUAUCGAAUAUUUUGUGAUACGAAUAUUUAUGUGUGCUCUGCGGGAAACAUUAGACCACAAGUGAAAUUUUCGUGGGGUUAGGGACAAGGUGGGAACUGCCCCAGAUACAACCCUGAACAGAGCAUUCUACUAUUCAGUUGAUGAUGUUGGCAAAGACAUUGUUACCAGUAGGGCUCACUUAAUGCAAAUAAUAAAUCCUUGGAAAUGGUCUCA